This is a messenger RNA of Parus major (Great Tit), 25093 nucleotides long. It is a transcript of the gene RGS7, whose product is annotated as regulator of G protein signaling 7. Gene Ontology annotation, biological process: G protein-coupled receptor signaling pathway; intracellular signal transduction; regulation of G protein-coupled receptor signaling pathway. Bases 317 to 1804 code for a protein of 495 amino acids. NCBI's taxonomy places the organism in Eukaryota, Metazoa, Chordata, Aves, Passeriformes, Paridae. The record is from RefSeq and is a predicted model, not a curated record. The transcript has 19 exons.
GCACCUUUGACGUGCCCGUCCCCCACGUGACGGCCGCUCCAUUGCGGGGAGGGAGCUGAGCUGAGCCGCCGCUCCGGCAGAGCACGGGAGAGCCGCAGCCUCGGCGGCGGCAGCGGCAGCAGCGCCUCCGCCCGCAGUGCGUGUGUGUAUUGCGUGUGUGUGAUGAGCGAUCGCCGCGUCCCUCCGCCCGCUGCCGGCUGACACCCACCGCGCGGGGCGCGCCAGGAGCAGCAGGAGCAGGCGAGGAGCCGCGGCCAGCGCGCAGUGACCUUGGCCCAGGAGUGCAACAUCCAAAAGCGGAUCAAUUUUUUGGGACAUGGCACAAGGAAAUAAUUAUGGGCAAAGCAGCAAUGGGGUGGCUGAUGAAUCCCCUAACAUGCUGGUGUACAGAAAGAUGGAAGACGUCAUAGCCCGCAUGCAAGAUGAGAAAAAUGGGAUUCCUAUUCGUACAGUGAAAAGUUUUCUUUCCAAGAUUCCCAGUGUCUUUUCUGGUUCAGAUAUUGUUCAAUGGUUAACAAAGAACUUAUCGAUAGAAGACCCAGUUGAAGCUCUGCAUUUGGGAACUCUGAUGGCAGCACAUGGCUAUUUCUUUCCAAUCUCAGAUCAUGUUCUAACACUGAAGGAUGAUGGCACCUUUUAUCGAUUCCAGACACCCUAUUUUUGGCCAUCAAAUUGUUGGGAGCCGGAAAACACAGACUAUGCUGUUUACCUCUGCAAGCGGACAAUGCAAAACAAAGCAAGACUAGAACUAGCAGACUAUGAAGCUGAGAGUUUGGCCAGGCUACAGCGAGCUUUUGCUCGGAAAUGGGAGUUUAUUUUUAUGCAAGCUGAAGCACAAGCAAAGGUUGACAAGAAGAGAGACAAGAUAGAGAGGAAGAUUCUUGACAGUCAGGAGCGAGCAUUUUGGGAUGUGCAUCGUCCAGUGCCUGGCUGUGUAAACACUACUGAAGUGGAUAUAAAAAAGUCUUCAAGAAUGAGAAAUCCACAUAAAACAAGAAAGUCUGUCUAUGGCUUACAAAACGACAUUCGAAGUCACAGCCCUACGCACACGCCAGUGCCUGAGAGUAAGCCACCCACAGAAGAUGAACUACACCAAGAGAUUAAGCACUGGCAAAUGCAAUUAGACAGACAUAGAUUAAAAAUGUCAAAAGUUGCAGAGAGUCUAUUAGCUUAUACAGAGCAGUAUUUGGAAUAUGAUCCUUUUCUUGUGCCCCCUGAUCCCUCAAACCCUUGGAUAUCAGAUGACACCACUUUCUGGGAACUGGAGGCAAGCAAAGAGCCAGGACAGCAGAGAGUGAAACGAUGGGGAUUUGGCAUGGAUGAAGCUUUGAAAGACCCUGUGGGAAGAGAGCAGUUUCUGAAAUUCUUGGAGUCAGAAUUCAGUUCAGAAAAUUUAAGGUUCUGGUUAGCAGUAGAAGACCUGAAGAAGAGGCCAAUCCGUGAAGUUCCUGCUCGCGUCCAAGAAAUCUGGCAAGAAUUUCUUGCUCCAGGUGCACCCAGCGCUAUCAACCUAGAUUCAAAAAGUUAUGACAAAACCACUCAGAAUGUGAAGGAACCUGGAAGAUACACAUUUGAAGAUGCUCAGGAGCACAUUUACAAACUGAUGAAAAGUGAUUCUUAUCCUCGUUUUAUACGAUCCAGUGCCUACCAGGAGCUGCUACAGGCCAAGAAAAAGUUGGAAAACACUCUGGAUCGUCGAACAUCUUUUGAGAAAUUCACACGCAAUGUGGGCAGAAACAUCCCUAUUUUUCCAUGCCAUAAAAACUGUACACCAACACUGAGGGCGAGCACUAACCUGUUAUGAAAAGAGGUAAAGGCUUCCUGUAAUAUGCUUUGAAUCCACUGUAAUCAGGAAGAAAUUUGGAUUCAAUGGGACAAAGUCAGUAAAGGACUCUAAAAGUAAAUAAACAGCCACAAAGGAAACUAUCCCAAUGUUUGAAACAAAAACCCCUAUGUUUUGCAUGGUGGUGUUGCCAUAGCAUGUUGCAGUGUGAUUUGUGUGUUGUCUAAACAGGUCGGAUCUAUAAAACAACAUUGUACAUGAUAGCACUAUACAUGAUAAUUGCAUUAUACUUCAGUAGGAAGUUCCAUAUUAAUAAAAAGUCUGUAAAAGAGGGUGCAUAGAGUUGGUAACAUAUCUGGGACCUCUGAGAGCCAGACUUUUUCCCAGUCCCAAUGCCUGGAAGACUGCAGUGCUACAUUAAUUCAUAGCAUUUUGAGCAGCCCAGGUGUCAGAAAUCGGCUGUGGUGAAAAUUAUGUAAACAGGUGGCCAUGAGGGGGGAAAAAGCAAGCUGUAGGUAAAGGGGUCAGGAACACAGUGCAAAAAGGGAGGAUGUGAAGACAAGACUGGGAGAUGCUGAAAUCCCUCCCAGAGCAGCCUUAUGGACGAACCAGCAGUUCUGGGCACAAACACUGGAGCAUUGUGCCCUGCAGCCAUGCCCGAUUUUCAUCCUGCUUAUCUCAGGGCAGGAGUACCAGAAUAGCAGCAUGCCAGAGAUGCAAUGCAGGCCAAAUAAACCAGCUGUGAACUAGAAAUGGAAAAGAGGAUUUCUGGACAUUAGUAGUUCAGUAGAAGAGGGUUGUUUUUUUGUUUUUUUCACAGAGAAAACUCUGAAAUAAAGUCAGUGGUUUUGCUUUUUUUCCAACUAUUACCUGUUAACCUGGGUGGAGUCUGUCAAGUCGGGUCAGGUAUGAAAGAAAAAUAUGUCACUGCUUGAUCUAUAAUCUCUAUUAGACUGACAGCUCUGAAACUUGCAAAUUAAUCCAGAGUAUCAGGAUGCUCAAAUGCGAAUCUUUUUUCCAAGAUGAUUGAAUUCAUGUCACUCACUUCCUCAGGACCUCUUUCCACCAGACAUCCUUGUUGUUCCACUCAUGUUCUUGGUUGUGAUGAGUUUAUCAUAUGUAACUAUCUAUCUUGGUACAGUGGUUCCAACCAGCAGGAAUGAGGGAAAAAAUUAUCAGAAUAUUCUACAGUGUACUGAUUAACUUGAUAACUGUGAAGUGAGGGACUGUGGAAUAGAUCUGUUCUAUUAAUUAUAGAUUAAUUAUCUGAUUAAUACAGAAUUAGCUGAUUAAUACAGUAGAUAGGUGUGAAAAGGGUCUUCAACAACCUGGAUAAAUGCUAUCAUCUCUGAUUUAGUAGAUGAAAAUUAUAGUUUCUCUUCUCUGAUGGUUUGCAAUAUUUAGACUAAUUUUCACUGGAUUUCUUUCCUUAGUUAUAUCAAAGUGGGUUUGUAUUAAACUAAAUUAGACCUCAUUUUUUUCCAUUCGAAGUGUUUAAUAAAAACCCAGUAACCCUGGCUAUGUCUAGGGACUCAGUCUGAACAGAUGGACUUGUAAUUCACUUUCUGAUUUGUUGACUCUAAGUUGCUCCUGAUCAAUGUUAAACAGAAUUAGGUUAUACUUGCUACAGAAAGCAUUUGUUAAACCAGAAAGUUUAGAAACUGUGGAGGGAAAUUAGUCUGCACUAUUUCAUGGAUUACAUGGAAAUAACCUAUUAUAAUGAGUCAUUAUUUUAGUCUGAUGGAGAAAAAAUAGAAGUGGAGUUAUACACUACUCUCAGCUCUGCAUUUCUUUGACAUUGAAGGGUUUUCUUUCCAGAAAAUUUUCAGUAAGUUGGUGCAGUUCAUGAAAGGCCUAAAUGCUCAGUUUAAAAACUGACUAAUUAGCUGCUCUGUAGAUUUUAUAGUGCAAAAUUGCUAAUGCAUUCAGCUGCCUGCAGCAGAAAAUAUGUAUAAAGUUAUAAACAGGUCUACGUUCACAUAAAAUAUACAGAAGUAAUAGCGAGCUGGAAUUUGCUAUAUGUAAUAUUUAUUAGUGAACUCUUUAAAGUUUGUCUCUGAGUAGUAACCCCCGCUAUCCUUGGUCUGCCUCACUUACACUCCUGGGUACUGUGUAAAAAUAAAGAGCACAGGCACUUCAGCACUACUGGAAUGAAGCCAUCGGAUAUGUGAAUUGCCUUGGACUAACACAGGCUACCAUGUGUGUCACAGCUUUGAGUCAGAGGCACAGAGAGCAGUGACAAUGUGCUCUGGGCUCCUCCCUGCCUAGCUCAGCCCUCAGCUUUCUCUUUGAGAAUAAUUAAAGUGCAGUCACCCACAGCUCCCCAAGGGACUAGGGAAGUUAAAGAUCUAAGUCAUGGAGCUGAAGGAUCUCAUUGCAUGCUCAAGCAGUAGAGAGACUGAAAUCAGCAGUUUCUGUGGCAUUUUAAGAAUUGAAAUUCUUUUGAAGAAUUCACGUGGGGGAAAAAAAACGAUAAAAAAACCCAAAAAACUUAAUCUCAGCAAAUUUACCUCAAGUGCUAUCUACAUUACAGGGGGAAAAAGCAGGUGAAUAUACACUGGUAAUGUUGAUGGGAGCAAAGAGGUUCUUUAGGGAACAAUUUUGUCUGUCAUUUCUCACAUGCAUGCAGGACUUGUGACAGUGGCAGACUGAGCAGGACUCUGUGAGACCCAGCCUGGUGCUCAGCUGUAAUUACUGGUCUUGAACCCUCAAGACAAAGGGACCUGAUUUACAGGGGGAGAGAGUUAAUUUAAUUUCCACCCCACACAAAUUUUAUUGUCCCACCAGGAACCAAGUCAGCGGGGCAAAAAGCAGUAGCCUCCCUCCUUAGAGCUGUGGGGGGAGACACUCCAUCCUCAUGCAUUGGUGCCAUGACUUCAGACACCACCAUCAGUGUUAGCAUUUCAUCUGUCACUGCACAGUUACACAGAACACAAAAAAGAGGUGCUUGUUGUACGUUUGUGAGGUCUUAAGGAAAUACAGGCAGUACAAAACAGACCCAGUUCAGUUCAUAUAUUAAACUAGAAAGCUAUCAAACUAUAAUUAUCUCCACUCAUAACCUCGUAAAAAAGAUCCCAUUUAAAAAUUCUGAGUUUGAAACCAUUAUAUCUUAUAUUAGCUGUAUCCUUUCCAGCUUCUUCUCCCACUUAACUGGAAGAACUUGCUGACCAGAAUCCUCUGAUUUUUUCCCCCUCCAAACCAGUAACAAUAGACCAUUUCAUGCAGGAGAUGUGAAAUGCGAAGGCCAUUUUACAGUGCACAUUUUCACCAAGUUUCAAUCCAAUGUCACUUAACAUGACAUUGUGAAUUAUGGUCUAGAGAUGGAAAUUAAAGCUCAUAAAAGUAGCUUCCUCAGUUCUUACCAGUGGGUCACAGACUUUCUAGAUGUUUAAACAAGUGAAAUAUUUUUUUAUGUUAAAAUCUAUCCCUUUUAUAGAGCAACAAAGCAGAUAAAUAAUCCAUUUCAUCUGUUAAUUUGAAAUUUUUCUAUAUGAAUAGGUAAAACUUCUGUACACAAGGCCCUACUGUGCCAGACCAAAACUCCAUCUAGUCCUGAAAACCUGAUGAGGGCUCGAUUUUUCUCUAGUAUAACAUUGUCUAAGAAAUUCAAUGCAGUUUCAGCUGUGGAAUCUCAUUUUGAAUUUACUUACAGGUUAUUCCCAAAAUUGAAAAAAAAAAAACAGCUAGUCAGAAGAAAUAUAAAUUACAAAACUACUUAUUUGACAAAGAAGAAUGUAAAUAAUAAUUAUUUGUAGAAUUGAAUGCCUUUUCCAUUUUAGGAAGAGAUGUCUUAUUCACUUUUGAAUAAAAAGAACAAAUAAAUAUUUGAGCUUUUUAUUUUGGCCUACUAAUUAGUAAAAAAAAAACCUUAGUUUUAGGAGUUAAGAAUUAUUAAGGACAAAAUUAUAAAGGACGUGCCAGUGAGGACUGGCCUCUUUGUGCUGUUCUGCAGUGACUGGAGCUAAGCUGCUGUGCUCUGUGCUGGAAGAGAGGAGCUUUGGAGUAACACUUGCACAAACAGGUUCAUCCAAGUGAGGAGCCAGCACAGACUGGUCAGCUACUGGGCCAGUGUCUGCCAUUUUCCAGCUGACAAACAUUUUACCUGAAUCUUAGGCCAUUUUCAGGACUGAGAACUGCAGAGGGGUAUGCAAACUUGAGGAGUCAGGCCCAGGAAAAACAUACUAAAAAUAUUUUUUUUGUGAAUCGGUCCUUUGGAAAUAUGCAUUUCAAAUGGUUAUUCAAGUUCAAACUACCCCAUCUGGCAGGAGGUUUGAAGUUAAUCACGAAUGAGAGCAGCUCAUCAGUAAAUGCAAAGUGCAGAAGGAGAAAGAAAUGGAUGCCACUGGAUUUGGAGUGAGCCAAAACAGGAAAGCAGUUGUUCAGCCACUGCCUCCCACUUCAGAUCAUUGCAGGAAACAGAACAGCCCUAAUGAGAAGGGAACAAAGGGCUGCAAAUCUCAGCCAGAGGCAGAAGGAUUUCCCUGCACAUGUAACCACUUAGCACUACAGCUGUACUGACAACUUGCUCCCCAAAUUCAGUAAACACUAACCUUGUCCCCUUCCUCACAUCUGAAAGAGAAAUACACCUGCACAGAUGGCUGACAGCAGCAUCCUGUACUGCUGUGGAAGCUGAAGCACAGUUCUGAACCCCAGAGCAACACGGAAACAAUUCCCUUGUGCUGGUAGAGCAAGGGUUGCUUCAACACGAAAAGGGAUUUACUGCUUCUUCUCCCAUGUCUCUCCAGAUGUGCUCCUGUCAGGGGCUCUUUACACACCAGCUCUGUGUGUAGUGCACUGCAAUGUCACCCUGCUGAUUUGGAUGGGCUGACAGUGUGCUGCAGGUGUUUCACACGUGAGCAGAUGGCUAACACUGAGACCAAGGAGGGCUGCUUCUCACUCCACAUCUCAUUUUGCUCACAGUGGGACACUACCUCUCUUUCCUCAACAGAUGCAUGGAGUUUUCUUUUCUAGUGCUACCAGUAUAGGUCCUGGGGAGUAGCACCUGCACUGGCAAUAAAGAAAUAUGGAAAAGGAACAGUUAAGGUUUCUUUGCAGAAAGGAAUAUAAUUAAUCUUCUAAAAGGAAAAGAUGUGAUCUUUCUGUACCACACAUUUCAACUCCAAUGCCUAUAGACAUUUCAUAUUGAUUUCUUUUAAGCCACGUAUGUACAGUGGUUGUUGCUGACAUUUUUGCUGGAUUAUUUGAGGUGUUAGUGUCAUGCUGCAUAAAUGGGUCAGUCAGCACAACUGUAUUUAGCAGAAUCUGCACAUACCUUUACAGUUUUUCCCCUUAAAUUUGCUAGAAGUAAAGCUGGAAGGCAGCUCUAGGUCAAGCAGUUAGUAUGUUCAAAUAGGGACUGAAUGCUGAGGCCAAGUGAUUUUGUACUUUAGAUGUAGUUGCUCACUCCAGCUGCUGUGCUGCCUUCUCAUACUCUGAUUCUCUUGUCAGGCUAUGUGUGCAGUGUUCCAUUUUGGCAUUUGCAUUACUAGUAAAAUACUUAAAUAUUUACAAUUGUUAUGUCCAAAGUGCACUAAUACAGCCAAAAAAAUCCUAAUCAUCUUUAGGAUUUGCCCAUAUGCUUCUAAAUGUUGAUGGCAAGAAUAUAUUGAAAAUAUUAAGGAUCUCCUUUUCAUUAUUCAGAUAAACAUUUACUACUUCUGUUUUUUCCACCCCUAAUUUUCUUUAAUCUCAUUAGCACAGGAAACAUCUUCAUAUGCUACAACUCUGAAAAUUGGCCUGUUAGAUGCAGGUUCCCAAAUCAAAAUGUGGCUUAUGGAAAUGCUGUUAACAAGGUAUCUGAAAGAAAUGGCAGCUAUUAAAUUAUGACCCACAAUGGAUGAUCCUUAUAUCAGUAAAUAUAGUCUGUAAAUUAAGUAAAUCUGGAAAUCUCCUAGAAACAGUAAUUAUGAAACCCUACCACAGAGAGCUAAAGCAAAAGUAUACUCUAGAACAGAGUUUUAACGAAAUAUUUUGUAAAGUGGAAAAUAACAAGUCCCUGCAGAUCUAAUAAGAAGAUGUGAUAAUUCCGUAUCUGGGGCUGCAGUGGAUUCUGUGUAUUAAAAGCUUAUUUUCCUAAUCAGAGAACUUAAUAUGGUUCAGUAUAAGCAUUUAAGAAGAUCUCUUAAGGAGGGUGGAUCUUCUAAGUUGUCACUUUUCCAACUUAGUGAUAAAUUAGAACUACUGAUGCAUGGAAAAAGACCGUUUGUUGUUGUUGUUUUGUUGAGAUGGAGGUUUUUCUGAGGCAGGGAGGGGAGUUGAAGGAGAGGACCAUCCAGAGAGUUCCUGAUCACUGUAGGGCUUUGGAGAAAAAAAUAUUCAAAGAUCAGUAAUAUACAGGGAACAAGUUAUGUGGAGUGCAGAAAAAAAUUGUCAUGACAGCUCACUGUGUCUCUAGGGGAAAAUUCAAUCAAUAUCUAGAAAAUUAUCACACAAACCAGAUCAACUCAUAACUACUUUUUGGCCUGAUUUUAUGUCAGCACUUUCUAGUUUAUCUGAUAACAUAAUUUAUUCCUGAGAUGCUAGAAUUUGUUUAUGGUUCAUCUAGAAAUUCCAGAAAUUUUGAAACUCCUAAAUAGUAGUUGCAAAUAAUAAUAAAAAACAAUUAUUUCACAUAUUUUUGUACGGCAACAAGCAUUUAUGCAGCUUUCAAGUGUAGUAUGGAGCAAAUUGUAACUGAUCAAGAACUCCUGGUUUCAAUAUUUUAAUUAAGUGGGUUAUGCAGUUCAAUACUUAAGGGAACUCAUACAUGUUUAAAAAAAGUAGCCAGACCUGUACACUUGUAAACUUGAGUGCAAAUAACCUAAUGAAAGGCAAAGACAAGCAUAUGUUCAAUAUUUUCUGAGAUUGUGUCCAGCACCAAAAGUCAUGAAUUGUCUAACAAAAUUGUCUAACAAAAUUGUCUAACAAAACAUUAAUUUUGGAAAUGCUUCUAGUGUCUUAAAUUGUAUUCCAAUGCCACACUGCUGUUGAGGCUUUUUUGACUAUUUAAAAAGAAAAGAUAUCUUACUAUAACAGUUUACCUGCUGCAUUAGAAGAAGACAUAAUUUAAGGGUUAAAAAGUAUCAAGAAUCUGUGAAUUUAAUGUAGGUAGGAAGUGGCAGAUACAGGGAAGACAGAGUGCCAGGAGAGAGACUUUUCAUCUUUCAAAGAAGUAGGAAAUAGUACUGUCAGGUGAUAUGAGGAACCUGAUGGAUGAGCAGUCUUAACCCAACAUUGCAAAUCAUGAGUUCCCUUUCAAAUUAUGUUGUAGGGGAAGUAUUCAUCCUAAUUUGUUCAACUUGCAUUUCACAGCACAAAGAAUAAAAUAGUUACUCUUCCUUUUAUGAAGAACCACUCUGAUGUAUUGCAUUUGAGCAAAUGCUCAAGACACACUUACAGAUCCCUGUGAGCUUAAAUUUAAUUGAUGACAAUAGAAAUUAAAUUGUGUAAUUUCACUGAGUUAUAACACUGCAGAUUACUUAACAAUUUAUUCAUAUGGCAGAAUAAGUUCAUUUACCACUUACUGCAGAGAAUGAAGCAUCUCUUGAUAGUUACAGUAUUUUUUACUGUAUUGUCCUUGAAAUCAAUUUGAUAUUUCUGAAUUGGGCACUUAAAAUGAACAAUAUAAUAAGUGUAAGUAUUAAAUAUCUAACUGUUGAGUUAGAGACAUUUUCUAUUUAAUGUUUUAUGAUAUAUUUGUGUUACAUUGUCAGGGUAUGCCUGUGAUGUCAGCUUGCUGUGCCAGCUCUGCCUCUGUUGGAUCAGAGCCACAGUGGGAUGGCCCUUGGAGAGCUAACUCCUUUUAUGUGGCCGUAGGAGAGCUAAUUCCUGUUCUGUGGUUUCUGUCUGGCUCAGAUGAAGCUCAAAAUAUACCAGAGUGACAUACCUUCUACCAUCUUCUUCACACUGUAGACCUAGCUCUUGUGAGACAGUCAUUACACCUUAUUAAAAGAACUUGUUAAAAAACUUGUUAAAAUUGAAACCACAUCCUUGCAACAGGAAGAAUAAUGAGGAAAACAACAAUAUGGAAAUCCAGCACCUUCAAAGCAGUGUUAUGCAGUCACAUGUAAUAUACCUGACCAAUGUUCCUUUUAAAUAGUAAAUACGGUCUCAGCAAACCUAUAGCUGUGUUCAUGGAAAAGCUGCUUUCCUACCUAUAUGCAAUCUGCCUCUUACUUUCUUACCUUAACUUGAAAGGAGCUUUUUUGUCCUCCGUGACAGAGCUACCGCAGUUUGCACGUUCAUCUUUGCAGCACAAGGCACUCUUGCUUGUGGUAGCCUUCAAGUUCUGGCUGUGACUGACGGCAAAAACCUCAGCAUCAGUUUCUCAUCAGCCAAAAUCAAUCUCAUUUAAAAACGGCCUAUAAAUUUGCUGGCUUGUUCUGUGAAACAAUCUGGCUGGCUGGCAGUGCAGGUGUUUAAGUGUAAGGACUUCCUGUGGUUUAAGAUUUGACAGACUCCAGUUGGUGCCCCUAGUUAUUUGAGAGUGAUGUGGCAACACUGAGUGGUUGCUGAUGAACAGGUUUGCAGUGAUCAUGCCUCUGUUUUCUGUUUUUGUUUUUUGUUUUUAUCUUUUCCUCAGGGGAAAUCGCUCACAUCAAAGAGGUUAACCAGUCUAGUGCAGUCCUACUAAAAGGAUCACCUUGUAGCAUGGAAGCAGACUCAAAUCAUUAUACAUACUUUGUAGCUCACUGAUUGCCUGACUCAGAGGACAGUAGAACAAGAUGUUGCAUGAGCAAGGACCUGACUUGUUUUCUUUUGUGUAUACUAAGGCAUUACAGACUCCGAGGGACUCUCUAGCCUUUCGAUGCCUCCAUUUCGAAAACUGUCUGCUCACUUCCUCCUUCAUAUCAAGCUGGAUCUGUGUCUUUUUAUUUUCUGCAAGCUCAAGUACAGUGAAAAAAAAGCUUCUGCUAGGCACAGUUUAUUAAAAAAAUACGUCAAUCAAAAACUGGAAGAAAUGUAAAAAAUGCAUAUAUUAAUAAAUAUACAUAUGGCAUCACAUUUAUUGCACAAUAAAUUAGCACAGAAGGUUUCAUUUCACUGAUGUAUUCACAUUGAGAAAGAAAGCCUGUGUCUUUGUCUGUUGUCUGUAUAUUCUCUGUUAAUGUUUCUUGCAUUUAUUUUUAUACCAUAUUUAAAAAAGAACACCUUUUACUCCAGAUGUAUUAAAGUUGAUCCUUUCUCUGUAAAUUUGUGUAUGUUUAUAUUGUUGUUUUAUCUUUCAUUAAAAGAUGCAGAAUCUCUUUCCUUUGGGAAGUUUGAGAUUUUAAUAUUGAAUCAGAAGAUUAGUCAAGAGCAAAAUGAUCCCCAAAAGUUACACACCUUGUGCUUUCUAAAAAGUGACAUGAAAUGGCAUUUUCUUUCUCUCAGUGACACCUAAUCAAACACACUUUAUUGAUAAUCAUUUACUUUUUCUUUUCUUUUUAUCAAGCUAGCAGCAGAGAGACCUUUCCCGCUUGCUCAUCAUUGCAUAAGCAAACCUUUCUUUAAGCUGGGCCGUUCUGUGGCAGUGCAGCCUGCACAGCAUUCGGUCACUGCCCCAGGCUGGCUGGACUGGACUGCCCUUCCUUGGGAAUGGACAUGAACAAAGCUGCCUGAGAGCGCAAGGGUACGCUUGCUAAAGAGGAAGGACGGUGCCUUUUCUCCUUGCUGUCACUUGUGAUGCAAGGCAACAUUUUAAGCUGAAAAGGUAGUGGUUUGGGAGUGCUAAGUAUGCACUGGUCUGGUAGCAAUGCAGCAGGAGGCUGUCAUUUGAGUUCCAGGUCUCUGUUCGGGGAUGCUGUUGUGUUCCACCGCUGAGCUUACUCACACAGAGACCUGUUGCCAGAUUUAUGAGCGUGUGUUGAUGUUGCCCGUGAGACAGUAGAUAUGGAGCUUCUGAAGCUAAUCUGAGCUGGAACCAGAAAUCUGUUUGGUCUAAGAAACAGCGCUGUCGACUGGUAGAGGUGAUGUAAGGAUAGUAGAAAGAAUCUCAGAAAACAAAAGAAAGGAUGGAAACUAAGUCAAAUUACAAAAUGCUGAUACCUCCAGAGCAUGGUAGGGUGCACAGGACAAACAAACCUUUUUAGCAAUGCACAGAGUAGAUUCAGGACAGCCAACUUUACUGCCAUCUGUCAUGCUGACUUUGGUUUGAUAUUGAGAAUCUUGUUUCAAAGGGACUGUGAAUCCUAAACAUGCACACACAAAGUGGGAUGGUCAUGGAUACAAGCAGACAAUCAACUUGAUUGCCUUAAUACCAGAGACAUCUCAUUGAGCACUGGAAAACCACCUGCACUGCUGCCAUUAGGGACAGGAUUGUUGCGCACAGCAGCUCUGGGCAGAAGGGAGCUGAGCUGCCUUCUGCAGGGAACACUCACUUCUCCACUGGCUCUGUCAGUAGCCUGAUGCAGCCAUAACCAGGAAUGCAGCAUCUUUAAAGAGGCACUCUGAGUGAACCCAGUACAAAAUGCAUUACAAAUCCAUGAAUGACUGUUGCCCAUAUUCUGCUCAGUUGAGGUUUCUUGAGGUUUGGGAUUUCUGUUUGUUCAUUGUUUUCACAUGCCACUGUGUUUCUGGUUUCUAGCUAGGAUGACAAUUACUGCUUUAAAGUGUCUCUGUUUUUGUUAUCAUAAUUCUACUAAGCUUUUAGGGAAAUAGCCCAUCAGAGCUGGGUCCUACCAAGAUCUUAGCAAGAGGUCUAUGCAGGUCAACUCAAAAUACUCACAGCCUAGGGAGGUCAGAUGAAUUUUAGUAAGUAACCACACUGAAUCACAGAUCUUAAACUGAGAUUUAAUUUUACCACAGAAAUGUGAUCUCUGAGACAUGAGCUUGGGGCCAGGCAAUCCACAGAAAUUUGAGCUCUGCUUCACUUCUCAGUGCCAAAUAGAGAUAUUUAUUUCCAAACUCCUGCUGCCACCAAUUGCAUCAACUGGUAUAUUUCCUCCUUUGCCUUAGUAGUUAACUACUUACAUACCACUGUCUGCUUCAAAGAAUCACUUUCUUCAAAUACCUACUGUUUCAAAUUCAAGCAUCUUACCAACAUGCAACUUCAUCCUAAGAAAUGUAUUUUUUUUUUUUUUUUCCAAAUCACUUUGCAACACCAACUGGGUAAUAAAAAGUCAUGAAGCAUUUGUAUUCUGGAACCCAUUCUGUACUUAUUCUAGUUUUUUCCUGUCAUGGUUUAACUCCAGCUGGCAACUAAGUACCACACAGGCAUUUGUUCACUCCCCCUACCUCCAGUGGGACUGGGAGGAAAAGAGGAAAAAGUAAAACCCGUGGGCUAAGAUAAGAAAAAAUUACUCAUUGAAACAAUUAAAAUUAAUAAUAACAGCAAUCUUAAUGAAAAUAAGUGCAAGAGAGGAAGGAAUGAAACCCUCUACCCAAGAAACAGAAGUGAUGCACAAUGCAAUUGCUCACCACCCACUGACCAAUGCUCAUCCCCCUGAACAGCGAUUGGCUCCUCUUUACCUGUUCCCAGUUUCUAUACUGAGCAUGGUGUUCUAUGGUAUGGAAUAUCCCUUUGGCCAGAUCAGGUCAGCUGUCCUCAGGAUGCUCCCUCUCAGCUUCUUGUGCACCUGCUCCCUGGCAGAACAUGGGAAACUGGAAAGUCCUUCACUUAGGGUAACACCUGCUCCACAACACUGAAAGCAUCAGUGUCUUACCAACAGAAUUCUCAUGCUAAAUACAAAUCACCACACUGCACCAGCUACUAGGUAGAAAGUGAAAUCUAUCCCAGCCAAGUCCAGGACAUUUUCUUUCAUGAACUAUGAAGCCUGUAUUGAAUGGCUGUCUUUCCCUGUAUUUGGAUAGGAUUUAACAUUAUGUCUCUAAAGUAAAACUAGGCAUUACUAAUAAGGAUUUCAAAGUAGUCAGGAAGCUGUGUUAAGGUUUCGUUUGAGCUUGUUCGAAGUGAUACAACUCCACUGUUCCAUAUGAGUGAACUUGGCACAAACAAAAUCAACCCUACAACUAGAUUAUUUUUAAAAGGUUUAUCUGCAAUCUUCUGAUACUUCACCUCAUCACUGUCAUCAGCCAGUGAUACAAUACUGGGACUGGAAACCCCAAGCUGGCAUAAUCUUCCUUUUGCUUCACCACAAAGAUAAAUUUGUGUUUCCAAAUUUGUACAAAGAUCCACUUCAAGAAUUAAGAUUGUCUCAGACUAAGGCAUGCUCGUACAAUAACCAAACAGCUGCAGUAUGAUUUUGGUUACACAACAAUUUACCAAUUAAGAAUGUCAGUGAGGCCACAAAUCUGCUGAGGAAAAAAGGACAAAGAGAGGAAAUCAGUCUAAAGGGACCAUAUUUCUUGUCUUCUAGGGAAAAGUCGUCAAUGCCUCCUGGCCCUGCCCAAGAAGCUUAAAACCCCCAUGUGGGUUAAUUGUAUUAAUUGUAAUAUUCCUUAAAAAAAACUAGGUGGAGCUUGAGACUUUCAUCUGAAAGCUGGGGUUCAUCAGUCAGUCUCUUUCCCCAAACAUCCUUGUACAUAAAACAGCUCUGAAGCCUACAGGAUACAGUGUUUGAUGGUGAUGCUGCACACUUCAGAUGGUUUUGUGCUCCCAGAUCAGCCUGUGAAGGAAAAUGGCUGGUGGGAGAGACAUAAGAUACCUUGGCACCUACCUGACAAGCGCAAAAUGUUCACCCAUUCUUCUGUAAGAGGCAAGUAAAAACAGUCCUUCAACCCUAGAAAACCAAAGACAGAAAAAAAGGGCCUUGCAAUAGUGAUGAGAUAAAUUGAAAAAUGCUGAGCUGAAACAGUAGUGGAGACCAGCCAAAAACUAAUGAGUUGAAGGUGAACACAGGACUGAGGAAUGGGAAUUAAUUGUGGUGACCAGAACAGAACCAGCAAGGGAGGAGCACUGGAGAGCUGAGUAAUUAGGAGCAAGAGAGGCAGAAUGUGUUUGGUGGAUUGCCAGCCUGUUGGCCACAGCCAUGCUGAGCUGGAAUUAAAAAAUCAGGCAAGAUCAACUGUGACUGGCAUCUUAAAACCCAACAACUAUGUGGGGGUUUUUUUAUCUACAAAGCAAUACUGAAUAAUAAUAAAAUAUUCAGGGUUGCCUUUUUCCAAUUGCACCCCUAAUAUUGUCUGAAAUCAUGAGAUAUAAAUGCCAGAUAGUCUCCUAAGAAAUAAAAAAUAGAAUGGCAACAACCAGUUCCAGAAAAUAAAACCUAUAGGAAUUCAUUUAGGAUGUUAUUUAUAAAAAAAAAGUUAAAACCAAAGCAGACCAUUAAAGUGGGGAAAUGCUGGUUUUGAUAUGUAGCUAGAACUAGGAGUUGGAAAAGCCAAUGAUUUAUUUGUGGCUCUUCCAAUUAUUUUUUUUAUACAUAAUGGAUAACAGCUCUUUGAAUUUAGAUUUUAUAACUGACAUAUUUUUUAUGUCUCCUCUAGCUAAAGAUACCGUGCAUAGAACUAACACUUGACAUAUUAUAGUAGGUGCAUAACACUGGGCUUAUUAUAACAGGGGCAUAAAACAUAGGAAUUUUGCUAGAAGAAUUUUGAUAGCUACAGGGAUUUAAAGAAAAUAAGGCUUUAAUCCCAACAUGUUCAAGGGAAAUUACUGGCAAAUUAUUUGAACAUAUUCUGUGUCCACAAUUCAUUUAAGCAAGUUGCUAAGUGGUUGUGACUCACUCCAGUCUGCCUUUUGAUCUGACUAUGCUGAACAGAUUGCUUUAGUCUCCUGUGAACUGAAGAUACGUUGAAGUCCCAAUAAUAAAGAGGUGAAGGGGAAGAGAGGAUGAGUUCUCUGAGGCUGAAUUCCCCUCCUCAUGCUGCUGCAGACUGUGGAGUCCUCAAGCCGCAUGUGUACAAUGCAAAGUGUUUUGUUUGUACAGACAUCGACUUGAGGGGUGUAGAGUCUCUCCAGACAGUUAUUAUCUCUGAAACUACAAAGUUUUGUUUCCCCAAUAUCUAAACAGAAUCUCCCUUGCUUUGAUUUAUCCCUUUAUUUUUGACCAGGCUGCUGCAGUCACUACAAUGUGUUCCCGACAUAAAUGGACAUUGCAACAUCGGUGUUCUCUGAAGUGUUGAGUGACUUUAUUACUCUCCUCUGGGCCAAAGGUUCUUACAAAUUUCUUGGAGGAUGGUGCUUGCAGGACUCCCACCAGGGUUUUACAGGAGGAGGGCAGAGGAUUAUUGUUGUACUUCUGGCCAUACUCACAACUACAGGACUUGCCCUUCUUGCUGUAGAUGGCCACUACUGAACUGUGCCAACUGAUGUGACACAGUAAUGCCCAGAUCCUGUGCAGUGUAGCAUGGAUGGUUGCUCCCCUUUGUAUGUAGCUGACUCUUCUUGGGUCAGUGAAGUGUCUUGAGUUGUCUCUUGAAUAGCAUCAUCUUUUUUCAGACCAUCUUUCUCUUUUCCCAAGAUCUUUUAAUAUUAUUAUUAUUAUUUUAUAUUCCACCUGCACACUGCUUGCAGUCCUUUUAUCUGUAGGUAUCUUUAUGUGAGUGAGGAAUCUGCUGGCCUGGUCCUUUAACACAAACACUUGAAUGCGAAUGAGUACCAUCAUCACUAUUUGCUGUAAGGGAUCUGUAUGUGUAAAUUGCAGAGAAAAAUUGUCCAGAUAAUAAACUCUGAGAACCUGCUCAAAUGCUAGAUGAUAGUCCUUAUUUACAAGUGUGGACAUGGACAGUAAAUAUCAAACAAUAUUAAGACACGAUGGUAAAUGUUACCUUGUUAGUGGCAUUUGCACAAUUUUUAUUGUACUUUGCUCCCAAAAUAUAUUCUGCUGCAUUCACCUUCAUUGGCUUUCUUUUUGAUUUGACUAGAUUUUGAAAUAUCUUGUUAGAUUCAUCACAGAUGUCAUCUUUCAAAGGGGGUACUAUUUCCCACCCUUCCUCUUAACCUGGCAGCUGCUCCUUCAGCAUGUGUAUCACAUAAAUGGGGCAUUUCAUUAUGCACAUUAACUGUUCUAUCCACCUUUAUUUCCUUUACCCCUUUCAUUUUUAAAAGAUGAGUGGCAAUGACAUAUUUAAUGUGACUUACUUUUCUACUUUUUUGCUGAGAGGAAUGUAUAACCCAAAAUCUAUGAACUUUUUUUGAGUUCAUCUCCUUUGAUGCACUGUUCUUUAGACAACUUUUCUUUUAGAUUCUCUUUCUUCUCUCCCGCUCCGUAACAUCUUUUUUUAGGAUUCUUCAUCUUUUAUGGUUUUUUUCCUUUGUUCCUCUGAUUCUUUCUGUAUUGAUCUCUCCCUCACGGUCUUAUAGUGCCCACUAAUGCUCUUUAUACUUACCUUCCCUGUUUUAUCCUUCUUGGAACUAAAACAAAUUAGAAGAAAAACACAAAAUAGAACAGAAAGCAUUAAAAGAAACACAAUAGAGCAGGGGCUGAUGUGGAUGCACAGUGUGCCUCUGACUCUGUCCUGAUCUCAGGGGACAUCCUUCUCCCAGCAGCCUGCCUCUUCCCCACCCUGUUCCCAGGAGCUCUCCACUGCUACAGCCACUGCUGCCCCUGGGUGAAGGAGAAGGAGCAUGGGGCAAUGUCCUGGGGAGGAGGGUGCCUGUACAUGGCAGGGACAUCCUUCCUCGCUGGUGGGGAGGUGUCUCUGGGAACCUCAGGAGACACGAGGCAGGGCAGUUAUUCCUUUGCUUAGGUGGAUGGAGACAUACCAAAAGUGUGACUCCUCUGGUGCCUGGGAUUGAUGGAAGGAAGGGGGUGAGUACUCAGGCCAUUCACUCACAGCUUCCCAGUUCAGAAUAAAUAAGGAGCUUGAGCUUCAUCCAUGGUAAGAGUGAGGUGAGGGUGUCCACAGAGUGAUGCAGGAUGUGUCUUUCUGUUAUCAAAGAACGUGUCUGUGGGAGGCAGGGAUGAAGAUUAAAGCCCAAGAAUAGGAAAUAUUUCUAAGUCCUGGUCCAUACUGGUCUGGAUGGUAGUUCCAGUGAUACCAGUGAAUAGGCCUAUUUAAGCUCAUGUUGUGCCUAAAUCACAGGUAAAAGUUUUUUUUGGGGGGAGGCAUAAAUAUGGAAUUUCAUCAAUGGAUAGAGAAAAAUGCUGAUACAGUUCAUACAAUUAGAUAGGUAUGCCUAAUUAGUGAGGGAAUUGAUUUCCAGAAAGUUGUUUUUAGAGAACUGUUAAGUUUUUAAUUCCUAAGUCAAUAUGAGUGACUCCAUUUCUCCUUCCUCCAUCCCUUCCAAAGUAGUUCAGAAAACUUCCUUGACUAGCAAGCAUUUUCCUUUUCUCUCUUCCCUUGAUCUCCUUCUCAGCUGUUUUCCUAAUCCUUUUCUGACAGUGUGGGAGACCCUGGCCAUAAGGGAGUAGCUGAAGCUUCUCUCCCACCAGUGCAUUUGUCUGCAGAGGAGAAUUUUCACUUCCAUUUUUAUUUUUGUCCUGUAAUGAGAAAAUUGAAAUACCAGACUUUCACUUUGCUCCAAAGGGCUUCUUCGCAGUGCAAUUUCCAUUGUACAGACCCAUAUCACCUACUUUUUCUGUGUACUUGUGGUAUUGGAAUAAAAAGAAGGCAUGUCCUGAUCCCCAACCAACUGAAAAAACAAACACGGUAAAUAUGAAUUUCAGAUAUAUCUUCUGCUGCUGGUCAGAGAUAAGUGGUACAACAGAAAAAUACUCUCUCAAACCUCAUUGCUGUAUUAAAACUGUACUUUGGGAUUCCCAUCUGCAAAGAGUGCUUUUUUCCCUGCCCCAAAGCAUACUUCCACUGAAAUCAGAGAUGUGAAACCUCGAAGACUGGCUUUAAAAUACAGUUACCCUUUGUUCCUAAAAUUGUGCUUGCUAGCUGGAUGUCAGUGGUGGAAUCUCUUUGGUACAGUAGGGUGGGCUAGUAGGGUGUGUUUGGGUUGUUUUUUUAAAGAUGGUUUGGAUUUCUCCCACUUCUUCUCUCACCUCAGACCACAGCAUGGGCUGGGAAUGCACCUUUGUCUCUAGAAAGCUUUUGAAGACAACCUCUUUCCACAAAAAGCAUGGACUAGAUGGAGUGGCUGUGAUUAUUUUGUGUCUUCUAAUAAGAAAUAAAAAAGCAAGGGUUUACAGGCCAGAAGACUUCAAGGAAUAUGAGAGAGAGGCGAGAGUGAUGAAAAAAUAACCAGCUGCUUUUAUUUUACAUCUAAAUAAAGAUUUUGAAUAUGUUACCCUAAUGGCAUUGUGGGGGAAAAAAAAGAAAAAAAAGAAAGGCAAGGAAGAGGAGACAAGAAAAAACCUUUCCAUGCCCAAUGUGGCAAUGACAUCUGAUGUUGCCUGGAGAAGCUUCAAUCUUUUCAGAUCCUGAGAGCUUCUGCACCAGGAUGGAGGUCAUUACUCCUCAUUAUUGAGGCCUUGCCACCUUGUGCAUGCAGCAGCAGCUCUACCAGAGAAAAUCUGCCUGCAGCAGUCAGCAUCAGUCCUUCAUGUAACACAGAAAUGGCUUUUUUUAGCAACUCCAUCCCCUGCAUAGUCCUACUUUCUGUUUUAUAGGUACUGACAUGGUAGGACCAGCAUGGCCAGUGUAUCAGCAGUGACCUGCUGCCCUGCUACUGCGGUUUCCUGCUAAGGAAAAAUGUGUAAUCUGAAUGGUGCUACUACGAAUUGUGUAAUGCUUGCUAGAAAAAAAUAUUCAUUAGAAAAAUUUACUGGAUGGGACUAUUUUGGUAUUCAUUAUAACCCAUGAUUUGAGGAAACUAAAUAGAGCAUAAAAUCGGAAACAAAGGAAAGAAGUCAAAGCAAUUUUCUUUACCACAGUAGAGCAAACUAGUUAGGUGUUACCAAAAGCCGAGUGAUUUUUUUAUUUUUUUUCAUUCCUUUUUCCUCCCGUAGUCCUGAAGCAAUCAUAUUCCUUUUUUUUUUUUUUUUUUCUCUCUGACAUUUUCGGUUUUCUUUCACGCCGAGUCUUGCUGAUGUAAGUGCUGACAACGGAUCGAUAUUCAUCGGAAACAAAUAAACGCGGUUUAUUUCCGCUCCUCUCUGAAGCCCGGGCUGCGGUGAUGCCGGGAGCCGGGAGCCGGGAGCCGGGAGCCGGGAGCCGGGAGCCGGGAGCCGGCCGGGGCAGCAGCGACACCUGGCGGGGGCGCGCAGGAAGCGCGGCCGCGGGGCGGGAGCGCUGGAGCGGCCGGCCAGGAGCCGUGACCGCGCUCACACCGGCGCUCCCCGGCCCCGCCCUGACAAUCCGGACACCUUCCCUCCCUCGUGUCCCGACAGAAAGACCGUGGAGGAUUUUCGUCACGUUACACCAGAGGAGGCCGUCUGUUUUUAAGAGGAUUCCUGGGAAACAGUGUCGCUGUGUUACACGAGUUCUUUCUAGGAUGCUGGGGGGUUAUCAAGAUAUAUUUUGUAUUUCAGAAAUUUACUUCAGUAGCCAGGGGCACUUGGUAUAAGAAGAAAAAAUCAGAGUGCUAUGCAACCAAAUAUAAAGCACCCCCAAAGGCAGAAGAAAUAGUGACAGCCACGGAGCAAAGCCAGUACAUCAAGGUCCGAUUCGACUCUGGAGACUUGCGGAGGCUGAGGACUGAUGGAAUAAGCAGCUCUAUUUCUACUAGUACCAUGUCCCCAACAAAGACUGCCCCCCUUCUAGCUGGCUGCCCACAGGAAAGGAGAGCUUGGAAUUAAUGCAUGGGAGCACAUAGUUGUUCCUGUUUUCCUCCAGGGCAAUGAGAUUUUGGACCUAUGAUCUGUAAGCAAACAAGCUGUUCAGAAGGAAACCCAUUGCCAACUUCUGAUUUUAGGGAGAACCUUUCUCUUGACAAAGGCCAAAAUAUUACUGGCUAACAGCUGCCAGACUGCAGCAGUAUGGUCUGUAUUGCUCUCCACGCUUCAUUUAUUCUUCAUUUGUUCAUUUCUGUAUCUUGUUAAGAAUGAGAAACCAAAUCUUAAAUCUGUGCUUGAUUUUCCUGGGUGUCCACCUGCACAGUUGCAUUGAUUUUGGUCUUGUCUCCUCCAGAGCCCCUGCUGCCUCUGAUGGGAUUGCUGAGAAGUUCUGACUCUGUAUUUCAGCCUUUUUUAAUCUCAUUUUUUAUAUAUCUCAUUCCAGCUUUACCAAAGAACCUGCACUCUGCCUGUAAAGACAGCAGGCAAACCAGGAAUAAGCACCCUAACUACCUCAGGCACUGAACCUUUCUGGAGAGGUUUUUCUGCUUAGAAUCAUGUAUGAAUAAAUUCUGGAGGAUCUCUCUCCGGUUUUGAAAGCCAGAGGAUGAAAGAAAUACUUUCUCUCCAUUAGUAAUAGACAACUAACCUUAAUAACAUAAUGUUUAAUGAAAAAUACUUUAGGUAUUUUUAUGCAAUAUUGUUUUAUGUCUGGAGUCGAUAUUAUGGGAAAAAAUUGUCCUGGCUUUAGGGGAUGGAGAGGAAGUUUGUCUUUGCUUGGAUAUAUUGCACUACCCUUUGGGAUGGUGUCAUUUGAUAAUUCCUGCCACAUGUUCUUAUGAGUAGGAUGUUUUUGUUUCCUUACUGUGUCUCCCCUCAAGUCCUGCUGGGUAAUAUUUCAGAUGGUCACGGUCGAAAAAGGCAUGUGACAACUUCCAGAUGUUCAAAUAAUCAAAGCGAUCUGCAGAUCUAAGGGAGCACACCAACAAACAAAUGGAGGAUAACUUGAAGGGCUGCAGUCUAGGUGGGGGGUCACGUUCAGAGGCGGUGGAGGAGCCUGAAGGAUAGUCUUUUAAUAUCUGGAGAAUUCACUGAUGUCUAGAUCAUUUGCUAAAGAUGAGGUAGUCUGAUGAUGUGGCUGGGGAGGCAGUAAAAACCUAAAAUGUGGGGUCUGGUUGUGGUUUUCCCACAGCUUGGAGCAGAGCUGACUUCCCUGGGGAGCGAGGAAGGCUCUCAUACUGCGCCAUAGCUCUGAGCUGAGCUGGCUUCUGGGCUCCAGCUUGCAUGAUGCAUCUGAGACUAAGAAAUGUGACCAUGGUCUGCUGUCAUCUACGCCACCACGGCAUCUGGGGCUGCAUCCUUGUUGAGCUGGUGGUGCCUGAGACUGUGCUGUGUUCAGCUGAGCAAGGGGAGGGCACAUCUCAGCUCAGGGAAACAUGUGCUUCUGUUUUGCUCCAACCUGGCUUGUAUAGGCAUCCGUUUGGGUACUGAUAGCUAAUUCUAAACUGAGUUUGGGGAGCCUUUAAUCAAAGCUCUUCAUUACUCCAGGUGAUUUUUGUUAAUCCAUCCUCCCAGCUUUACAGAAACAGACAAGACAAUUAAAAAUGUGUGGUGAGACAGAGCAUUCCUCUUUGGGAAUGUAAAACCAUUCAUCAUCAAGAUUUAAAAAACUCAUAUUAGUCACUGGUGACCUGGUAUUUAUAGAGGUGAAAGCGUAUGGCUGUGGUGCAGUGUGUGUGGAGCAGCAAGGAACACCAGGAUGGAGGAUGCAUGUUGUUUUUGUGACACAGACGGAACAGUCCUGUCUCUGGUCACAGGAGGGACAAUGCUCUCUCCCCACAUGAUCCUACAACAAGUUUCCUGGUGCCUUUUUGUAUGCUGGCAUUUGAUGUCACAGUGCCUGCACUGCUGGCACAUCCUUUGAAACAGAUGUUCUCUGCAUUUGCCUGCUCUGUGUGCAACUGGCACAGCUCUGCUGGAAGAUUGCUUUCCAAAUCCUUCCAGUGAUGGAAAGGGGCAGGCAGUAUUUCUACAAUUAUUCUACUACUACUAAUUUGUUUGGAAACACUGCUGGCUCAAAACCUGGCUCAGCUGAUGAUGAGGAAGGGAAGAUCUGCUCAUGUCAAAAGGGCUUCUUAGAGUUUUGAACUACAGGCUGAUGCUUUUGAAGCAUAGCUAUUUGAGAUAUUACCAACUGUUCUUUCCCCUUGGUGAUAAGGCUUUAUAUGACAUUUUGUGCAAUUCUGUAUAGGUCUUUUUCUGCUUGGGAGGUAAUGGUGUAGCAUGCUAGAAAAUUCAGUUCCACCCUAGGAAAAGGAACAGCUUUGUGACAGUUUGUCCGUCAUCAGUGGCUGCUAUUGUCAGUUGGGUUCUCCAUAUGGCAUUCUUGAAGCACCUGGAGAAUUUCUGACAAAAUUAGUCUUUGAUUUUGUGCAAAGAAUACUUUUGUAUGUCCAUGGAAGGGGAAAGACCAAUACACCGCUCUCCUGGAGAAUCAGACUGGUGCCUGUGUGCUUGGAGGGGCCUUAGCCUGAGGAGGGCAUUGGUGGCAGCGGCAGGGGCUUGGAAGAGACAUGCCACAACAUGGGCAAACACACAAAAGCAAGGAGGAUGCUGCAGUGCAUGAGAACACUGGUACCUGGAUGUGCUGCAGGAAAGUGGUGGCCGUGAAGAAAUAGGUCUGGAUUAUAUGAGAGAUAUUUAUUGUGAUGGCUCAUCUCUGUCCUGAUCCAUGUUCAUAAGACUGAGCUAACAAGGUCAUCUUAUGUAGUAAACUCUGAAAAUAUUUGAGGCCUGUAGUCUUCUACUAGCUGGGGCAUCAGCAGCACAUGCUUCCAUCAUUUAUAAUGUGGUUGUCAAGAUUGUAAGCUCUUUUCCCAUGUCCACAGGGAAAGUUAUAAUUAUGUAUGUAUGGUAUAUUAAAAAAUUCCAGUGCACUCAUUGCGCUGGAAGCCAACUCAAAAAGGACAGAUGGAGAGAUGUGAUAAGGGAAAUAAAGCUACUACAAACCAGAAAACUGUGAGAGAAACAAACUAAGUGGCCUCUACCUACCAGCUACCCAUCUGUUGGUCAUCCACCCAUCCCUCUACCAGCUACAUAUUUGGAUGUUACUGUUUAAAAAACAGACGAGGGAGCAGCAUGUGGAGGUCUGGCUGGGACAAGCGGAAAGCGGCUAAAGGACCUUUUUACUGGCUGGUAAAUUCAUGCCUGGUCUCCCUUCAAGAUUUCAUAGUCUAGAAAGAAUUUCAGUUUGUUCUUCAAAAGAUGCAUCAGUCUGUUCUGUAUUAAGAAGAAAAUAUGCCUUCCACAUUUACUUCCCCCACAAAGACUGAUUUUUGGAGAAUUUGCUAGUCAUUUCGUUUCAGACACAUUUCUUAACAAGUUGUCUUUCUUUGUGGUUAAACUUAGAUUCUGUCCUUCCUGAAUCCUAUACGGUUCACUAUGUGGUGUUUGUCCUUUCAUGGUCAUUACUGGUACAUACUCGCUGCACUCACUGUGCUCUACUAAAAUGGUUUUGUCAGGGUAAAAAUUAAAAAUUAAAAUGUUCUCUAAGAGGGAGGACCCCAAAUAUAAUUUCAUAACAAAAAUGCCCCAAUCAUUUCCAAACAAUUUAAAACUGAAGGUAAAUCUUUCCUUUACUACCAGGUGUGACCUUCCCAAAGUUUCAGACAAGAACAAUCUCUCCAAAUUUUCUAGCUAUUUCGAUAUCCUGUCCAUACUGAAACCAGCCCAUGCUUCUACCACCUAUUCAUAAAAAUUUGCAAACAAGGCUAAUGUCUGACAUCUGUAUCCAUUAAAAUCAAUGACCAUACAUAUUUUAAUUAAUUUUAUCAGUUUUCAUUCCCUUCCAUUGCUUGUUUGCAGCUGAACCUCAUUUUCCUCUCCCAUGCCCCCCCCGCCUUUUUCUUUAAAUGGGAAUCUGGGAAAUUCCUCUAUUUUCCUUUCUCUGCCUUUUCUUUCUUUACAGUCUGUAGUCUCUUUCCCUUAUUUUAGUAGUCAUCAUUCUCUGUUGACUGCAGAUCUUGGCUAUAUCCAGAUAAAGUCAACAGAAAGGUUUUCCCUGGAAUUUCAGCCGUGUUUCCAUAUUGGUUUUUCUUUCCACCCCACUCCUUUUUCUUCUUGAUGCCUGGCUGGCCGAUUUAAACAAACAUUUUCAGAACAACUUGUCCUCAGCUGACUAAACUGGUAAAUAACGGAUAAAUAUAGUUUCAAUUGGGAACAGCUUUCUGGCAAAGGAUGGAGAACAGCACUAAAGAAGAAUUUUUCUCACCUUGAGUCAUGGGACCUGUUUGGUUAAAGUAAAACCAUUUACUUAACCUGUGUGUACAACACACAAACAGAGCGAUGUCCUUUACUUGUGCUGAUACUUUGUGCUGCCUACAGUACCCUUGUUGUUGUGAAACACAAAUGGAACGUUUUUCUUUCUUUCUUUGAAUCCAAAGCAGCACAAGCCUAAUUUAUAUAUUGAAGCAAAGGCCCAGGCUUAUUUUUUCAGUCAUUCUUUUUUUUCCCCCACCAACUAGAAAGAUCUGUCAUAAGCUUCAAGCUUCAACAUGUAACAAUAGAAUUAUAAGUUCCUGGAUGUCCUAAGGCUGGCUACCUCCAUCAUAACCCAACCUUGCUACUGCACAUUACUGUCUUCUUAUCAAAGUGCACUUCACCGAGCAUACAAAAAGGAUGUUGCUAUGUUUGUUAACAUGAUAGUUUGCAUGUAUGCUAUGAAGCGUACAGAGGACUUCUAUAUAUUUCUUUAUAUGUGUUUAUUCAUACAGAAGGGUAAGAAAUCUAAAUAUUACAGUGCUUUUGAUAUAUAGAGAGCAAAUAAAAAAACAAUUCACAAUAGUAA